AUGCUGGGCUAUCCUGGACUAUCCUGGACUAUGCUGGGCUAUGCUGGGCUAUGCUGGACUAUGCUAGACUAUGCUGGACUAUGCUGGGCUAUGCUGGGCUAUGCUGGACUAUGCUGGACUAUGCUAGACUAUGCUGGGCUAUGCUGGGCUAUGCUGGGCUAUCCUGGACUAUCCUGGACUAUGCUGGGCUAUGCUGGGCUAUGCUGGACUAUGCUGGACUAUGCUAGACUAUGCUGGACUAUGCUGGACUAUGCUGGACUAUGCUGGACUAUGCUAGACUAUGCUGGACUAUCCGCUACCACCAACAAAGUGAGUUCUGAACAAGCGGCCCUUCUGCAACUCCAAGAGGAACGACUCAAGAUUCGAGAAGAGAAACUCGCCGAUGACAUGACGGCUCUCCGUACAGAACAGCUCAAAGUGCACGAGCUGAACUUGAGUCUGAAGGAUCUUGUGAAAAAUCAGCAGGACGAGAAUGAGAGGGAAAAAUGGCGAACAAAAGAGGAGUGGAACCGGUUGAAAGUGGAGAAGCAGAUUUUCAAGGAGAAUCAGGACAGGAUUAUUGGGAAUAUUGAGAAGGAGAAGCAGCAGUUGGCGGAGGAGUUGAGAGCAUUCCGUAAGAAUCAAAACGACCUACUAUUCCGUGUGAGCACUGAACGAGAGCUGCUCGAACAGGAGAGAAAUGAGUUUUUGGCAAAACGUGACCAAGAUAUCAAGCGGAUCAAGUCGGAGGCGUAUGAGCUUGAUAUCAAGUCACAGCAGGUGACGACAGCGGAUCAACAUGUGGCCGAGAUGAAAUUGAUCACGGAGACUAAAUAUCGACAGCUCCAACACCUCGAAACCCUCCUCACCGCCGAGUGCUCAGAGAUAGAGCGGAUUCGAAAUGAGCAGAAGAUCAGUGGCAUGGCUCACUCGACGAUGCACCUGAAUCUUGGCGAUUCUGGACGGCGGCCACGGAGAAGUCGUGAGGAGGAACUAUUCGGCGGCGGAAGCUCGUCGAAUCAGAAUACCCAACGGCGGUCGGAAAGUGUGAGGGCCUCGUUGAAGAAGCACUAUGAGCAUUUGGAGAAGUAUGCCGGCCAGAAGGUGGCCACCGUGGCGCCUCAAAAUAAUUGA
This is a messenger RNA of Caenorhabditis remanei, 1113 nucleotides long. RefSeq lists its product as uncharacterized. Gene Ontology annotation, biological process: cilium assembly; establishment of epithelial cell polarity. Gene Ontology annotation, cellular component: ciliary basal body; ciliary transition fiber; centriole. The record is from RefSeq and is a predicted model, not a curated record. The transcript is spliced from 5 exons. NCBI's taxonomy places the organism in Eukaryota, Metazoa, Nematoda, Chromadorea, Rhabditida, Rhabditidae. The coding region runs from base 1 to 1113 and encodes 370 amino acids.